This is a messenger RNA of Zophobas morio, 3231 nucleotides long. Its product is annotated as serine/threonine-protein phosphatase 6 regulatory ankyrin repeat subunit A-like. Bases 210 to 3164 code for a protein of 984 amino acids. Gene Ontology annotation, molecular function: protein binding. The transcript has 2 exons. The record is from RefSeq and is a predicted model, not a curated record. NCBI's taxonomy places the organism in Eukaryota, Metazoa, Arthropoda, Insecta, Coleoptera, Tenebrionidae.
AAUAAAGGUGUAAAAACAAUAUUACCAAUUACUUUUAUGAUAAAAUUGGGUGGAAUAAGAUAACAAACACAGCACCACAAAACUGGAUUUAUUGUAUCUUGUGAAUUCACAUGAUACAAUUGCGCAGAUAUGUAUCUGUGUGGUUUAUUUAGAUCUGUGAAUAGUAAAGUGGCCCAACAAUUCAAGCUUUUAUUUACAGAACGAAGAAAAUGGAGAAUCAAGUUGAAAGAAUGCACAACCACCCACCAGACCCACUUGAAAACAGUUCUUUACAUCUAGCUGUGAAAAGACAAGACAAAGAAAGUGUGAAGAUAUUACUGUCGCAAGAACACCCCAUUGACGUCGUUAACCGAAAAGGUAGAACUCCACUCCACCUAGCAACAGAAGGAGCGAACAUAGAUGUCCUAGAAAUUUUAAUCAAGUCGGGGGCAAAUUUACACGCUACUGAUAGAAAAUACAAACUGACACCUCUGCAUUUAGCUGCAGACAGUGGAGUGGUUGAUAUCAUCAAGAUUUUAGUACAAUCUGGGGCUGACGUAAAUCAACCAAACAUCAAUGGACAUACGCCUUUGCAUAGAGCCAUCUACAAGAAUCGCAUAGAAGCAGUUAAAUAUUUAUUACCAAUAAGUAACCAGCUUGUUCAUGUGCGAACUAAACAAAAUCCUCUGCAUCUAGCCGCAAGUAAAAAUCUAUUCGAUUUAGUUUGUUGUCUGAUUGACAAUGAAGUUGAUGUUAACAUCAAAGAUGCUGCAAGAGGACAAACACCUCUUCAUGUAUCAGCGGAGAGAGGAAAUUUUGACGUGGUUAAAAUUUUAGUGGAAAUGGGAGCAAAUCUUGAUGCUGCAGAUACAAGAAGAGGAGAAACUUCUGUUCAUCUAGCAGCCUUAAACGGAUAUCCGGAAAUAGUAAUUUUUUUACUAGAAGUGGGUGCAAGGUUUGAUAUAGCAAAUUUCGAAGGGAAUACUAUAUUUCAUCUAGCUGCUGCAAAAGGAUAUAUUGAGAUUCUUGAAUCAUUACUAGAGCGACAAAUUGAUAUCAAUCUGAAAAAUGUAAAUAACGAAACAGCUCUACAUCUAGUUUCCCUUGUGAAUUAUUUAAAAACUGUUGAGUUCUUAAUAAGUAAAGGGAUUGACGUCGAUUGUGUCAAUAAUAAAAGACAAACCGCACUUCACAUCGCUACUAAAAAGGGUUUUGUUAGUUUAGUAGAAACAUUACUUGAUGCUAGCUCAAAAAGCAUUAAUUUAAAAGAUAUCAAAAAAGGAAAAACUGCUCUUCAUUUCGCUGUUGAAGCUGCUAACUGCAACAUCAUUCAAAUUUUACUCAACAAGGGUGCCGGUGUGAAUUUAGAAAGCGAAAACGGGCAAACUCCUCUUCACUUGGCGGUUGAUAAUGGAUUUGCUGAUGUUGCGAAACUUCUUACAAAACAUGGGGCAAAUGUCGACCAACCAGGACUUCUUGAUUUAGCUUGUGAGAAAGGUUUUACCGAAAUAGUGCAGUUUUUGACAGCAAACGAAGCACGAAUCUGUGACGAGAGAGUUAUUUUCACGAUUGUGGAGAACGAGUUUAAUGAUAUCCUUUACGUAUUAUUAAACGCACCAGAAACACUAGUAGAUGUCAACGUGCUUGAUGAAAAUGAAGCAACAGUUCUUCAUUUAGCUUGCAGACGGAAGUAUCUUAAAAUUAUUGAUAUUUUACUCGACAAAGGAAUAGAUGUUAAUGCCGUAAACAAGGACGGAGAAAGUGCCCUUCAUAUUGCGGCAUAUUUUAGUGGAAUAUCUGUUGCAACUAGUUUACUGGAGAAUGGAGCAAAUCCAAACGUACCUGGAUCAAGAGAAUCUGUUCUAGAAAUAGCAGUCAAAAGGAACAAUUCAAAACUUGUUAAAAUUCUUGUCGAUAAAGCAGCACAUAUUAACAAGAAAAGUCUUCGUCAUGCAGUUAGCAACAGAUGUACAGAAAUUGUAAAGAUCCUUCUCGAAAAAGGAAUUAAAGAUGUGUUAGCUCCGGAUUUAGUUUCCCUAGCAGCGGAUUUAAGAUACACGGAAAUUGUGGAACUUUUAUUGGAAGCCGGUACUGAUCUGUCUAACAUUGAUAAAAAAACGCAACAGGUUAUAUUCCAUUUAGGUGCUGAGUGUGAAUCGUUAAUCAUAGUUAACUAUUUACUAGAUGCUGGUGUUAAUAUUGAUAUAACUAACACUCGAAGAGAAACUGCUUGCCAUUUAGCUGCUGAAAGAGGUUUCAACAGUGUCGUUACUCUUCUUGUAAAUAGAGGAACAGAUGUUAAUAUUGCCGAAACUAGACAAGGGCGAACAGUUUUACACUUGCAAGCUCAACAGGGUUCAGUGGAUAUGGUAAAACUGUUGGUUCAAAAAGGAGCAGAUAUAAACGCACUAGAUGUUGACGGACAGAAUGCUGCUCAUUUAGCAGCGGACAGAAGACACACUUCCGUUGUUAAAUAUCUCGUUGACAGUGGAACUGAUAUCAACGUUGCUUCGAAAGAUGACAACACACUUCUUCAUCUAGCGGCCAGUGAAGGUUUAACCGAGCUUAUUCUUUUUCUGCUUGAAAAAGAGGUAAAUAUUAAUGCCCAAAACGUAAAUGGGCUCACAUCUCUACAUUUUGCUCUACAAAGACCGUCUAAAGAAGUCGUCGCUUUGUUUUUACAAAAAGAAGUCGAUGUUAAUACAGUUUGCGUAAAAGACGGAAAAACACCUCUUCACUUGGCUUCUGGUUUAGGAUGGGUUGAUAUAGUUGGAAUCAUGUUGGAUAAAGGAGCAAAUGUUAAUGCAAUUGAUAGCAGCGGAAGAACGGCACUCCAUUUCAGUGCAGAAGGGAAACACGUAGAUCUGGUUAAACUUCUUCUUGAAAGAGGAAUCGACGUUAAUGUUGUAGACAUUGCAGAUGGACGAACUGCUCUUCACUUAGCUGCUGAUGUUGGUUCAUUGACAAUUGUGAUGAUUUUGGUGGAAUGUGGCGCAACCGUUAAUGUUGUAGACACCAAAAGCGAAUGUGCAGCAGUACAGUUAGCAGCAAAAGGUUGGUACUUUGAAAUUGUUAAGUUCUUAUUGAAGAAUGGAGCAGAUGUUAAUAUUGGAAGUACGUAUGGACAAGGUCUCUCUAUUUUGCAGUGGGUUCAACGAUAUGAAGAUAAAAUAGAUACAUUAUGACUGUUGUUUUCUAUUAUAAACUACUUUGUGUUCAUAUUUUAUUAUUAUUAAACUGGGUUGAUAUUUU